CCUCACUGCCCAGGCUAUCGACACAUGCUGUACACAUGCUGUACGGAGUACAGUAGGUCUGUUUUGUUUCCUUUGUGCUGCCUGCGCCUUUCUCUUUCACACCUCGCAACAUCACUGCUCGAUCACUACCAACGGCGCAUACCUAUAUCCAUACCGGAUUCUCAGGCAACGCCCCCAAUCACCUACCAGAUUUUGUCGAGUUUUUCCACCCACAACCAAAUCUCUUUCUUUCUCGAGACAGUCACUUCACUUCCAACCUUUGCGCUGACGGGCGGCUAAUAUGGCACCGUCCUUGUCUACUUCACUCCUCCUCAGCCUUCUUGCAGUCUCUCAACUCACCUCAGCCACCUGCUACUGGCAAAACUCCACCCUUGCCCCAGAUGAUCCUUAUUCAAUAGCGACCGACGAUACAGCAUGUUUUCCUGACCAGGAGAACUCACCAUGUUGCGGAACGGGCUGGACGUGUUUAAGCGACGGUGUGUGCGAGAUCAAACAAGGGGAUACAACGUUUUAUUACCGUGGAACUUGUACAGAUCGUACCUGGAAUAGUGUACAAUGUCCUGGAUGGUGUUUUGCGCAAAAUUCCAAUACUUCUAUACCACUUGCUAAAUGCGACACGGAACAGGAUUGGUACUGUUGUCCAGGGGAUAGCGAGUGUAGCUGUGAAACUGGAAAGAAUGCCGUCAAACUGGGAGGAGGGCAACCUUCCACCAUUACUGUCAUUGGAAGCACCAGCUGGCCCGGGUUUACUAGCACUACAGCACCGUUCACAGCCAGUGAUCUUGUCUCAGACGGCACCGCAACUGAGACGAGCAGCGAAGCAGCAGCUACCUCAUCUACCAGGUCUACGAGUAACACGAAUACUCCAGCAAGUAUGUCGUCGAACACAGCUAGCGCAGCGGCUGCUUCUGCCACCACAAGUACCCCGGCUGUAUCGGACGACGGAGGGUCAAGCAACACAGGCUUAGCCGCCGGGCUGGGUGCUGGAUUGGGUGCCGCAGCUGUGCUAAUCGGAGUACUUAUUUUCUACCUCGUUCGAAAUCGACGCAAGAAGAAUGCUGCCAAUGCAGGGGCUAGUGCUGGCUAUGGUGGCGUUCCGGGAAGCAGUGCUACAAUGCAGAAGCCAUUCUACACGGAUUCUCAACAGUCCGCACCGUAUAGCGACAUCAGUCACCCACUGUCCCAGCCAGAACUCCCUGGACAAGGAGAGUACAACAGAGCAGAAAUGGCGACAGAAACACAGGGUCAGACCGUGUACAAAAACCAGCACAGAGCGGAGCUUGAUGCUUCAUGAGAUGACGAUUUCUCUGGUAGCGAGCGAGCAAUGAUUUUUGGUUUACGAAUCUUGGGUGACAACGUUUGCGGCAGAAUUGACGUCAAAUGAUAUAUCAUAUAAUACGAAUACCUUUCACUGAUGU
This is a messenger RNA of Exophiala oligosperma, 1418 nucleotides long. RefSeq lists its product as uncharacterized. The transcript is spliced from 3 exons. Bases 281 to 1294 code for a protein of 337 amino acids. The record is from RefSeq and is a predicted model, not a curated record. NCBI's taxonomy places the organism in Eukaryota, Fungi, Ascomycota, Eurotiomycetes, Chaetothyriales, Herpotrichiellaceae.